AUGCUGGGAGAAUUUCCUGUCAAUCCUUUUAACAAUUAUACUACGCAAGAGUUCAGCGCAAUUCGAAGUAACGCCCUUAAAAUAAAUAAUGAAACUCAAUUAUCAACGUUAUUACGAUUUCAUGUUGAACAACAUAAACUAAAACGAGUAGAAUUUCAUGAAGCUAUUAAGAAUGAAUACGAAAGGGAAAUCAAAUCAAAACAUGAUGAAUUGAAUUUAUUGAGCUUGUGUGGCUUUGAUACUAAAGACAAAAACAUUAGUAGACUAUUCUUUGGAGAUGAUGAUGAUGAAUUAAUUAAGAAAGAAGGUAAAAUGGUUAAAGAUGGAAAUGUUUCGGAAAUUUUAGAACAUAAUAAAAAAUCCUAUGAGGAAUAUUGUUCAAAAUAUGAGGAAUUUUAUGUAGAAACUACCCAAUCAAGCAGUCCAGUAACUUCAAUGAGUGAAAAUCCUCUUUGUAUGAGAACUAUUAAUGAGAAAGGUAAUCUACAGAAUUCAACCGAUGAACAAACACAAAAAAUCACUGAUGAUCAAAAUAAUGAUGCUACUAUUUCAAGUACUUUGAUUAAAAACGAUGAUUCCAUUCAAUCUGACAUACUACCAAAACCAUUCGUAGCAUUCAAAGUUAAUCAAAAGAAAUUCACCGCAAACAAGGAUAUUUUGGAAUGUAUUUCUGGUAAACAAACUUCUCAAUCUUCAUCUAUAUCAAGCUCAUUACAGUCAAAUCCACCAGAAGUAAAAGAUAAGGCUGAUCCAAUGGAUGGUCCGUUACCGAGUCCUGAAAGGAGUAAAUCCCCAAAUUAUGAUGAUCAUAAACACUUAUCAAGUUCUUCAAAUUCUGCAUCUUGGGAUAGUCGAUCUAAAUAUUCUUAUAGCCACAUUCCAAGAUCGAAAUAUAUCAUGGAGAGAAAUUCUGAUUAUUUAGCUCAUAAUUUCAGGAGAUCAAUCAAACCUCGACCAUAUAGAAAGUUACGACCUUAUGAUAAUAGACAUAAUAGAAUGUUUCCGUCUUUUCGAAGUGAAAUAAAAAAUUUUAAUCCAGCAUAUUCACAAAACAGGGUUUGGAAAAAUGAAUACAUUCCUCCAAAAUUUUCUGAGCGCUAUUCUAGAGACAGAGAUUUUACUUCUACCGCUGAUAGUUCAAGUCAACACACCGAUCGAUUUUCGUCGUCGUCUUUUAUAAAUAAUUCUCCAAUUCAUGAUUCAACUCUACCUGAGUCUUCACAACAACCUGCUAACAAUCCUAAUCUUAUCCCAAUUUCUCAAUCCAAAAGUGGUACGGAUUCUGAACCAAUGGAUCUUAGUAAUAGUCAACAAAGCACUACUCCCGUUGAUACUUCAACUUCUACUGUUUCAAAUAAUAAUUUCGAUAAAAAACAAUUUCCUCUGGAUAUGUUUUCAUGCAUUCCAUCGGAAGUGGUGAGUUUAUUGGAUGACAAGAUGUCUUUGAAUGAUGACAAUGGAGAUAAUAGCUUAAAUACAAUUCAAAGGGAUUCUAUGGAAAACAAAUUUACAAAACAUAUGCAUUAUGAUGAUAAUCAAUAUAAUCAUGGAUAUAAACAAAGGAAUGAUAAUAUAAGUUUUUAUAAUUAUCGAAAAUAUAAAUAUGAUACAAAGCCGAUAGAUGAUUAUCGUCUGCAUAAGCCUGGAAAUUUUAUUCAUGCUCGGCGUUAUGGUUAUUUUCCCAGAGAUAAAUAUAAGAAUAUGGGAAGUCGAUUUUAUGAUGAGCAUAAUAGAAGAUUUGAUAACAAAGAUCAUCCAAUACAUCACUAUGAGAAUUAUCAAAGAGAUGUUGAUUAUCAAAGAGGUCCAAGGUAUCAUCAAAGAAGUAUGGAUUAUCUUCGAGAUGAUAAACCUUUAAGAAAUGAUAAUUAUGAUAUGAAUUUUAAUAAUGGUGAAAAAAGAAUUAAUAUUCAACAUGAUUAUCCUCCUCCUCGAAAUGAUAGACAUGAUCCACAUCAUAUGGCUUCUGAUAUAAAGGGAAACUUCGAGAUUAAUAGAUAUCAUUCACAGACUCAUAGAGUUUAUAAUCAAAAUAACAAGUAUUUUCAUAAUCCAAAACCUUAUUAUAACUAUAGAGGUUAUCAAAAUCCUAGAAUGAAAUAUAAGCCUUACAAUGAUCACAGUUCAUUCAAACGUAGAGAUGAUUAUG
Messenger RNA from Racocetra fulgida, 2149 nucleotides. NCBI's taxonomy places the organism in Eukaryota, Fungi, Glomeromycota, Glomeromycetes, Diversisporales, Gigasporaceae. The record is from the annotation of a GenBank genome assembly.